This is a messenger RNA of Psylliodes chrysocephalus, 222 nucleotides long. The record is from the annotation of a GenBank genome assembly. Lineage: Eukaryota; Metazoa; Arthropoda; Insecta; Coleoptera; Chrysomelidae.
AUGGGUCGAAAUGCGAAAACACCUUUUGGAGAGGUUCGUAAGAGAAAACCAACGACUCGUUGUGCAAAUUUGGUUCAUAAGCUCCUUACACAACCAUUUAUCAGGAGCAAUGCAGUAGAAUGGGGUAAAGUCAAUGAGUCUACUGUAAAAAAUAUUUUGAUAAAACAGCAUAAAUUGAAUAUCGAGUCAAGUGGAUUAUUUAUUAGCGGUGAAUACCCCUGA